AUGUGUUUUUUUUAUCUAUACACGGGCAGUAGAGUAGAAGACAAUUUAAUCUAUCUAUCUAUCUAUCUAUCUAUCUAUCUAUCUAUCUAUCUAUCUUUUUCCACUGUCUCUCCCUCUCUGUCUGUCUCUGUCUCUCUAUAUAAGGGGGCAUCCAGUGGCGAUCAUAUCCGCUCCAUCAGCAAUGGUCAUAAUGUUAACAUUGUAAACAUUUAUUUAUUCUUUCUUUCUUUCUUUCUUUCUUUCUUUCUUUCUUUCUUUCUUUCUUUCUUUCUUUCUUUCGUUCGUUCCCAAACUCCAACCAUUUUCAAUUUUUUUUUCUCUCCCUUUUCUUUCUUUCUUUCUUUCUUUCUUUCUUUCUUUCUUUCUUUCUUUCCAUCCCAUAAUUUUUAUUCCAUUUCCUGGUUCCUACUUCCUCUCCAUAUUCUCCCCACAAGCCGACCGGCUUACCGACUGACCAACUGA
Molecule: messenger RNA, 462 nt
Organism: Acanthosepion pharaonis
Lineage: Eukaryota; Metazoa; Mollusca; Cephalopoda; Sepiida; Sepiidae
Source: the annotation of a GenBank genome assembly